AAUGAUUCCCAGCUUUUCAAAAGAAAAAGAGAUUGAAGAUUUUUAGGUUUGUUCUUCCUCCUCAAUCGGUGUUGUUUCGGUGCUUUCUGGGAAUCUAAUCGAAGAGAUUUCGAACAACACCCCUUUUGAGAUUUCUGGUUUUUACGAACGAAACCCCUCUUUCAAGAAUUCUUUGAAUCGAUUAUAUAAUAAUAUAUACUCUCAAUUCCGAUUGAAUUUUUGUAUAAUCGGAAUUUGUGUGAUUUUAUCGUAUAAAACCCUGAAAUCCCUCUUUGUAUUAUCGAGGAUUUAUAAGAUAAAAAUCAGAAAAAAGAAUGGUGUCGGCAAAUAGGGAGAUGGUUGUGUAUUGCUUCGAUACACUCGUGGCUCAUUACAAUGGCGAACAAGUUCCUCCUCCUGCUUUCGAUGAGGGUCAACACCCCUUAUUUGUCACUUGGAAGAAAGUCGUGAAUGGUUAUGAACCACGUUUACGUGGAUGCAUAGGGACUCUUGCGGCUCGCGGCAUAGUAAAUGGUUUCAAAGAUUACGCUUUAACCAGUGCUUUGAGGGAUCAUCGAUUCCCUCCGAUACAGGCUAAAGAGUUGCCGUUCUUGCAAUGUACAGUUUCGAUUCUUACUAAUUACGAAAAUGCUGCUAACCAUCUCGAUUGGGAGGUCGGAAAGCAUGGUAUAAUUAUUGAGUUCACUGAUCCCGACUAUAAUACAAAGCGAGGUGCAACAUACCUACCUGAUGUGGCUGCUCAAGAAGGUUGGACAACGAUUGAGGCAAUCGACUCUCUGAUGAGAAAAGCCGGCUACAACGGCACCAUUACCGACUCCGUGAGGAGCCGUAUUCGGCUGACUCGUUAUCAAAGCACGUUGUUCACCAUGCACUACACCGACUACGUUAACUAUGUGAAAACGACGAGGGGCACCGCCCCGUCUGUCGUCGGCCUCAAAGCUCAUUAACCUAUUUAACUCAUUGGGUACCAUUUAAGAAAAAAAACUUGUAAGGUUAUUUGAAAGAAAAGGUGUCUCUAUUUAUGCACCCACCCAUAUCCAUAUCUGCUGUAGUUGCUGUGAAACUGUAUCUAAAUUGUUGGUCCAUUUGAAUUGGAUGUUAAAAAACACCAUCAUCGUUCCACUCAAACCUUCAACACAUUUGAUGUUUGUAAUAUAUAUAUGCAACAUGAUGCUGCACUUUUAUGUCUA
Messenger RNA from Cynara cardunculus var. scolymus (artichoke), 1190 nucleotides. RefSeq lists its product as uncharacterized. The transcript has 5 exons. The record is from RefSeq and is a predicted model, not a curated record. NCBI's taxonomy places the organism in Eukaryota, Viridiplantae, Streptophyta, Magnoliopsida, Asterales, Asteraceae. Bases 315 to 947 code for a protein of 210 amino acids.